Messenger RNA from Sardina pilchardus (European sardine), 2622 nucleotides. It is a transcript of the gene sh3glb1a, whose product is annotated as SH3-domain GRB2-like endophilin B1a. Gene Ontology annotation, cellular component: cytoplasm; membrane. NCBI's taxonomy places the organism in Eukaryota, Metazoa, Chordata, Actinopteri, Clupeiformes, Clupeidae. Gene Ontology annotation, molecular function: protein binding. Gene Ontology annotation, biological process: membrane organization. The record is from RefSeq and is a predicted model, not a curated record. The coding region runs from base 185 to 1261 and encodes 358 amino acids. The transcript is spliced from 9 exons.
CUACCGACGUACCAAACAACUGUAAUCCCACAUACAGUGAAGCGAUUGUGGGAGGGAUUGUCCUGUCCACUCUUAAUAAAAAUAAAAUAUUACUCUGUAUCAUACGUAAAUUCUAAUGUCAUUGUAUCCCUGACCUUGUAUGGACAAGUUUUCGGCUGAUAGCUGACUUUCAAAACAAGAAAUAAUGGAUUUUAACGUCAAAAGAUUUGCAGCGGACGCCGGUACUUUCCUCAGUCGCGCAGUUCAGUUUACCGAAGAAAAAUUUGGACAGGCAGAGAAAACAGAGUUGGACGCGCAUUUGGAGAACCUUCUGGGCAGAGCAGAAUGCACCAAGCACUGGACAGAACGGAUAAUGAAGCAAACUGAAGUCCUACUACAGCCAAAUCCAAAUGUGAGGAUAGAGGAAUUCUUUUAUGAGAAACUUGAGAAAAAACUACCAACUCGGGUGAACAACCAUGAGCUGCUCGGCCAGUCCAUGAUUGAUUCUGGGAAUGAGUUUGGACCAGGAACAGCCUACGGCAACGCAUUGAUUAAAUGUGGAGAGACAGAGAAACAGAUUGGUGGAGCUGAGAAAGAGUUUAUCCAAAGCUCUGCAAUCAACUUCCUGACACCUUUUCGGAAUUUCCUUGAGGGCGAUUUUAAGACUAUCUUGAAAGAGCGCAAGCUGCUGCAGAAUAAGCGGUUGGAUCUGGACGCAGCCAAGACGAGGCUAAAGAAGGCCCGGAUGGCAGACGCCAGAGCCGUGGCAGAGCAGGACUUGAGGAUGACUCAGAGUGAGUUUGACCGACAGGCGGAGAUCACCAGGCUCCUCCUCGAGGGAAUCAGCAGCACUCAUGCACAUCAUCUGCGCUGCUUGAACGACUUUGUGGAGGCUCAGACCACGUACUAUGCACAGUGUUACCAGUACAUGGUUGACCUGCAGAAACAACUUGGAAGCUUCCCCUCCACAUUCGCCUCUAACAACAACCAGUCGUCGGUGACCGGGGGUGCCAGCGUGUCGGUGCCCACCCUCCCGCUGUCGUCCUCUUUGCCCGCCGGCCGCAGCUCGUCCGCCUUCAACGAGCUGCGCAGCUGCAGCGGCAGCCGCAAGGCCCGCGUUCUCUACGACUACGACGCCGCCGGCAGCAGUGAGCUCUCCCUGCUGGCAGACGAGGUGAUUAUGGUGAGCAGUGUCCCAGGGAUGGAUCCUGAUUGGUUGAUGGGUGAGCGCGGUAACCAGAAGGGAAAAGUGCCAAUCACUUACCUGGAGCUGCUGAACUAGGGUCCCUGAUGGCCAGCCACAGCACAGCCAAGCGUAAUCCAGCCCCAAUCUCAUAUUUAUAAUAAUAAUUAAUGAUAAUAAUAACUUGUAUGCAACUAUGCUUUUUAGAGGUGCUUUUUUGUCUGUUUUGUGCCAUCUGGUUGAGGGACACCUCUGCUGCCUCUAGCCACCACACUGGGAGCUUGAACUGGGUCCGUCCCACCAAACAUCUCAGAGCCCCGCCCCACCCCACCCCCCUGACCCCACACCCUAUUCAACACCCCAAAAGUGUUUACAAAUCAUUUAUGCAGAUGACGUGUUGGUUUUUGGAAUAGUGAUUUAGGUGUGAUUGACUGCUACUUGCCCCCCUGCUUCAUUAAGGGGCUGUGAAAUGCAGGGAAGGGGGGUGUUGUAUGUUUUAACUAUGAUAGUUUUCUUUUUUUUUUGCGAGAGAGAUAACACGUGAGCACUUGAAUGUAAAGAAAGACUGAAAGAUUGAGAUUGAUUUUUAUUUCUGUUUCUUUUCAUUCUGAGAAGUCUUAGUGUAAGUGGGACUGCUUUUUAGAAGUCUGUGCCUCUGAGAGAAAGAGACUGAGAAAGAGCUGUGUGUUCCUCCCAGAGGAACCUCUUUUCCAGGGUUGACCAUAUCAGUAUCUUGAACGAGAGCCUUCUCUGAAUUCCUUAAGAUUAAGGAGUAGAGACAGCAGGUCAUCAAUUACAUUUAGGGCUCCAUAGCUUCAGCUCCGUGCCUUUGGUAUUGCCAGAUAGGCUUGAGGUCUUACAUAAAUUACAACACUUGAACCUCUGGAUUUAAAUGCCUUAACUGCACCAGAACUCUUUGUUCCUGCCAUUUCAAGUUAGGCAUAAUGAAAUUAAAGAAGACGUUUUCUUCUUUUUCAAAAGACAAAAAAAAAAUAUGGACCAACUUUUCACCAUUGACCUUAAUGACAAGAAGCACACUCCACCCCAGUAGGCCACCCUGCCCCCAUCACCCCCUCCUCUCAGGUUCCGUCGUCCGUAGGGUGUAGCUAAUGCUCAUGAACACACAGGAAGUGAACAGGAAGUGCCUUAACGUAUCCUUCUGCCUUAAGUGUGCGUAUAGCACCGGGGUUCCUUACAGACAGUUUAAUUAAACAAAAGCCGUGGUCUUAACCCUCAGUUAACUAACUUUUCCUACAUCGUAUCCUCCCCAUACUCUUCCACUCUAUAUCCAGAGAACUGUUCAGAGAUUCGUUGGUUUAUUAUCUUAAUUAUAUAACAGCUGAAGAAAACAGGUUAUCCAUUGUUAAUGGCCUCUUUUGUCUUUUGUUAAGUUGUUUUCAUAGAUUGUUGUAAAGAAUGUAAGCAUUAUGUAUUAAAGACCCUUGUGGUAUAGCCUUUUA